Molecule: messenger RNA, 774 nt
Organism: Oppia nitens
Lineage: Eukaryota; Metazoa; Arthropoda; Arachnida; Sarcoptiformes; Oppiidae
Product: ATP synthase subunit s, mitochondrial-like
Exons: 5
Coding region: 60-653 (197 amino acids)
Source: RefSeq, a predicted model, not a curated record
AAUUAUUUGUUAGAUUUUAUUGAUUUUAUUUAUAGAAACAAAUUUUUAGAUUGAAUUUGAUGUCUGUUUUGUUCAAACGAUUGACCCAUCAAUUGGUGAAGAGAUCAACUAAUGAGAGACAUAUCUGGGGAUGGCUUAUGAAUGUCUUCAACAGACCAGACCCGCAACGUAUUGAAGCGGUCGGAGCCGACAGAGCGGCCGCCGAAUGGUUGAUCAAGAAUGGAGCGGCGGUUAAGUGGACUAACGGUAAUAAUUGGGUUAAAGAUUAUAACAUAUUAGCCACUGAAGACAUGCAAAGAAAGAUUAAAGAGAUCGACGCCACGGACUCUGCAAUUUCACACAUAGGCUUUAGUCAUCUCAAUGGUCUCCAAGAACUCGACAAAUUUAUUAUUGCCAACAAUGGUUACAUUGAGGACUCGGCUAUUGAAAUGUUAGGCAUUUGUAAACAGGGUUUAAGACAUUUGGAGAUAAUUAGUUGUAUUGGAGUUACAGAUAAGGGAAUCCUUUCUUUGACACAAUUAGAAAAUCUAAAAUAUCUCAAAUUAUUUGAUUUGCCGUCAGUUAAGGACAGAGACGUAUGUCUUAAUUAUCUGAAAAGUCGUCUCAAAUGUGAAAUCAAUUGGAAAGAAGCGAAACCAAAGAAAUUAAUUUAAUUAAUGGUUUUUUAAUGGAUUAAAACAAUAAUAAAAACCACUCAUUAAAGCUAAUAAUAAUAAUUGAAUGCAAUAAAAAUAUAUAAUAUAAUAAUUUUGCGGCAAUUAGUGAAAGCAGCAG